Molecule: messenger RNA, 723 nt
Organism: Beta vulgaris subsp. vulgaris (sugar beet)
Lineage: Eukaryota; Viridiplantae; Streptophyta; Magnoliopsida; Caryophyllales; Amaranthaceae
Exons: 3
Coding region: 1-723 (240 amino acids)
Source: RefSeq, a predicted model, not a curated record
AUGAAGGCGGCACAAGAUAGACAGAAGAGCUAUGGUGAUAAGCAUCGUCGCCAUGAGGAGUUUCAGGUGGGAGAGAAGGUGUUGCUUAGAGUUUCUCCUAUGAAAGGAGCUAUGAGAUUUGGGAAGAAGGGCAAGUUGAGCCCUAAGUUCAUUGGGUCGUACGAGAUUCUAGAGAGAAUGGGAGAGGUGGCUUAUAGAUUGGCGUUGCCGCCAGGCGUUGAUCGUGCGCAUAACGUGUUCCAUGUUUCUCAGUUGUGGCGAUACAUUAGUGACCCUUCGCAUGUGCUACAGCCAGAGUCUCUCCAAUUAGAUGAUAACAUGACUUAUGAGGAGUUUCCAGUUCAGAUUCUAGAUCACAAAGUUCGUAAGACUCGCAAAGGUGAGACAAAGAUUGUGAAGGUGCUGUGGUCAAACCACAACUCGGAGGAGUCUACUUGGGAAGCUGAGGAUGUGAUGCGUCUUAAGUAUCCCCAUCUCUUCACCCAGGUAGAGACUAAUAUUCAGAGGGCUUUAGAUAAUCCUAAUGGUCAAUGUGUCAGGUUGUUACAUAGUUUUAGAAAGGCUAAUGUGAAUAAUAUGGCUCUUCAAAUGAAGCUGCUUUGGAAAACUGUUAAUAACCCGGAUAAACUAUGGGUUGAUCUUGUUUCUAAAAAGUAUUUGAGGGGUAGUCCGUUGUUUGAGUAUGUCUCUUCUAGAAAUUUUCACGGUAAUGGAAAUAACUAG